Messenger RNA from Salarias fasciatus (jewelled blenny), 2118 nucleotides. Its product is annotated as zinc finger CCHC domain-containing protein 7-like. The record is from RefSeq and is a predicted model, not a curated record. The transcript has 8 exons. Gene Ontology annotation, cellular component: TRAMP complex. Lineage: Eukaryota; Metazoa; Chordata; Actinopteri; Blenniiformes; Blenniidae. Gene Ontology annotation, molecular function: zinc ion binding; RNA binding. Gene Ontology annotation, biological process: nuclear polyadenylation-dependent snoRNA catabolic process; nuclear mRNA surveillance of mRNA 3'-end processing; nuclear polyadenylation-dependent rRNA catabolic process. Bases 332 to 1840 code for a protein of 502 amino acids.
UUACGUUACAUGUUGGACAAAAAAGCAGCUAAGUUUUCGACUUUGAGCUGGUAAACAACCAAACAUACACGUUAUUUAACCGUUGUUUCGAAUAGCUGCAGUGCUAACUGAGCCUCCGUGACUAGCUAAUAGAGCCCUGAUUCAUCCACGUGGUUAAAAGAAUUAAAAACACACAUUCAAGAGAAAGUUUGCAAGCGACCUCUUGACGAAUUAUUUAAUUUCCGAUUUGUAUCAAUUCUAUAUAAUUCCUCUCGUAAAUUAAACGAUAACAUCCGCCGUUUUCCGCAGUUCCUGUACAAACCGCAGGGUGGUGCUGUUUCCCUAUUGUGCUAUGGACCAAACUGAAGGGAAUGAAGGUGAUGGUGGUGGUGUGGAUGGUGCCAAAAACAAGUUUUACUUUAUUGAGGACCCCGACAGUUCAGAAAGUGAAGGAGAAAUGUGGCCGAAUCAACACAAACCGGGAGGAAGCUGCAAACGAGAUCCACGCCAAAGCAAGGAGGGCUCUCCUCCCCUUGUCCUGGUCUACUCCAGGUCCCAAGAGCAAAGAGCCCAGCAGGACUGCAGUCUUUCCGCCAGUGCAGACCUACAGGAGGAGCGAGAUGAGGAACCAGGGGAGGAACUAGAGGAGGACAGCGAUCAACCCAUUGAGGACUGGAUGAUCCUGGAUGAUGUGAAAAGAGAGGAGGACUCAGACAUCCAGCUCAACCUGAGCUACUGGAACAGCUCAGACGAUGCCUCUGGAGAUGAAGACAUGACAGAAGAAAAUGAGGAAUCACUGAAAGAUAACUGGGCAGUAUCAGAAAAAGACAAGUAUGGUGCUGGACAGUCUCUUCCCAGCCGCUAUUUUAUGCCUGAUCGCUCUCUGAUAUGCCGGAUGUGCAACAAGACGGGACAUCUUUCCAAAAGCUGCUACCUUCAAAAAAAAUGCCUCACUUGUGUCCUUUGUGGGAUCCGCGGCCACAUCCAGAGAGCUUGUCCUGACCGACCCUGCUUUACCUGUGGCCGGCCUUCACAUGGCCUCCAGUCCUGUGAAAUACCCCCAAUGUGGAACCAACACUGCAAGCGCUGCGGGAUGACAGGACACCUCUCUGAUACCUGCCCUGAUGUAUGGAGGCAAUAUCACUUGACGAUUACAGUUGAGGCUCCUCUCAGGCCACGGACUGUGAAAAACGUCCAACCUCGAAGAUUUUGUGCUCACUGUUACAAUUGCGCUAAAAGAGGACAUUAUGGCCAUGAGUGCACUUUGAAGAGGAUGAUCAGUGGCACUUUUCCUUCACUGCCCUAUAUUUGCCACUAUGACACCAAGGAAGAUAUUCUCCAGCAUUGUACCCAGAUGCAAAAAAGAGCAAAAGAGUUUCCAAAUGUUGGAUCCCAGCUAUUUUCAGACCAAGGGCCUUUAUCUGAGAAAACAGGGGACUUUGCGGAGGAGGGCAUAUCAGUCCAGGUGAGGAGCAGGAAUAAGCAGGACGCCUGCAGCCGAGCCGUCAGGAGAAAGACGUGGCCUGAGAAGCGCAAACAGAGGCGUGAAGUGAAGCGACUGAGGAGAGAAGCUCAGGCUAUACGGGAGGGAGGACUGCUGGGGAAGCUCCGUUACACCUGUGAUGAUGAAGUUUGUCCCGUGAACCCCUUUGGAGACCCCCUCCUUGGUCACACACAGUCCACAACCCCUCUAAAGAAUAAGAGGAGGGCUGAGGUUGGUGGCAGGAAAAGCAGAGAGUCAGAGAAGUGGAAGAAAAAAAGAGGGGUAAAACGUGGAGAGAUGUAUCCUCAUGGAAAUGGAGACAUUGAUGGAGAACACCUUUCAUCCCCAAAGCAAAGAGUGCGCCACAGAAGAAGAUGAAUAUUUCAAUUCUUCCAAGAACAUAUGUGAUUGUGCGUGCCAUAAUGGUUUGAUUUAGUGUCAACACAAAAGGUGUAAAAAAAUAAAAGUUGUCAAAAGAUGUUCAUUUAAUGAGCUAUGGCUCUUUUGACUUGUUAAAAUAUAAGAACUGCCAUAUUAAACUUGUUUGGAAAGUGUUUCUGUUGAAUGAAAUUCAAGGAGAAGAGGCAGUUUUCAGACAAUAUGUGAUGAAAAUUGAAAAAAAAAAUGGAAAAAUGACUUAAAUUUAAACAUGAAAC